Molecule: messenger RNA, 3223 nt
Organism: Anarrhichthys ocellatus (wolf-eel)
Lineage: Eukaryota; Metazoa; Chordata; Actinopteri; Perciformes; Anarhichadidae
Gene: pparab
Product: peroxisome proliferator-activated receptor alpha b
Exons: 7
Coding region: 267-1676 (469 amino acids)
Biological process (GO): hormone-mediated signaling pathway; cell differentiation; negative regulation of transcription by RNA polymerase II
Cellular component (GO): nucleus
Molecular function (GO): DNA-binding transcription repressor activity, RNA polymerase II-specific; nuclear receptor activity; RNA polymerase II cis-regulatory region sequence-specific DNA binding
Source: RefSeq, a predicted model, not a curated record
UUCCUGCGGGUGUGAACUCAUGGCUCUGCUUUGUAUCGACAUGGUGGAGGAUUUAUGACAGCGGCAGCGCUGCUGGGAGACAAACAAGGACGUUUUUUCGGGGUCGGGGACUAUUUUUUUUUUUUUCCCCCUCCGCGCUCCUCUCUCGAUCCCACACCGAGCGUUUCUCAACCCAGCGUGAUUCCAGAGGACAUGGAGGCUUCGGAUUGGGCUGUCCAUCGUAAGUCUGAUGAGUGAAGGUGCCGGCAGCCCGCUCCUGCACCGCGAUGGUCGACAUGGAGAGCCACUACCAUCCCCCUUCACCCCUGGAGGACUCGGUGCUGGGCAGCCCCCUGUGCAACGAUGAUGACUUCAUGGGCGGCAUGGAGGAACUCCAGGACAUCUCCCAGUCCAUCAAAGAUGACGCUCUCAGCUCUUUUGAUGUCCCCGAAUACCAGUCCUCCAGCAAUGGCUCGGAAGGGUCCACUGUUCUAGAUGCCCUGACGCCAGCAUCCAGCCCCUCGUCGGUUGUUUACGGGUUGGCAGCGGGCCAGGAUGAGUUCUCGUCCGCCUCCUCAUCGCUGAAUCUGGAGUGUCGAGUUUGUGCUGACCGCGCCUCGGGCUACCACUAUGGAGUCCACGCCUGCGAGGGCUGCAAGGGUUUCUUUCGGCGGACCAUCCGUCUGAAGCUGGAGUAUGACAAGUGUGAGCGUCGCUGCAAGAUCCAAAAAAAGAACCGCAACAAGUGCCAAUACUGCCGCUUCCAGAAGUGCCUGUCAGUGGGAAUGUCCCACAACGCCAUCCGUUUUGGCCGGAUGCCCCAGUCGGAGAAGCUAAAGCUGAAGGCGGAGAUGGUAACGGGGGACAGGGAGGUGGGAGACCCCCAUGUGGCCGACCAGAAGAUGCUCGCCCGGCAGAUUUAUGAGGCUUACCUCAAGAACUUCAACAUGAACAAGGCCAAGGCUCGAACCAUACUCACCGGCAAGACCUCCACACCUCCUUUCGUCAUCCAUGACAUGGAGACCCUCAAGCUGGCAGAGCAGACACUGGUGGCAAAGAUGGUGGGCUCAGUGGGGACGCUGAAGGACCGGGAGGCAGAAGCUCGGAUUUUCCACUGCUGCCAGUGCACGUCGGUGGAAACCGUCACCGAGUUGACAGAGUUUGCAAAGUCCGUCCCCGGGUUCUCGAGCCUGGACCUCAACGAUCAGGUGACUCUUUUGAAAUACGGCGUGUACGAGGCCCUCUUUGCCAUGCUCGCCUCCAGUAUGAACAAGGACGGGCUUCUUGUAGCGUACGGCUCGGGCUUCAUCACCCGGGAGUUCCUCAAGAGCCUGCGACGGCCGUUCAGUGACAUGAUGGAGCCAAAGUUCCAGUUUGCAAUGAAGUUUAACGCAUUGGAGCUGGACGACAGUGACCUGGCUCUGUUUGUGGCCGCUAUCAUCUGCUGUGGAGACCGCCCAGGCCUGGUGAAUGUGGCGCACAUCGAGCGAAUGCAGGAGAGCAUUGUGCAGGUGAUACACCUCCAUCUGCUGGCCAAUCACCCCGACAACUCUUUCCUCUUCCCCAAGCUGCUGCAGAAACUGGCUGACCUCCGGCAGCUAGUCACUGAGCAUGCCCAGCUGGUGCAGGAGAUCAAAAAGACAGAAGACACUUCACUGCACCCGCUCCUGCAGGAGAUCUACAGAGACAUGUACUGAGGGGUUUAUGGAGGAAUAACCAGGAGAGGCACUUUACAAAUCAACUAUUUCAGGGACAGAAGAGGAGUCCUCCAUAAGCUAGGUUGAACCACUUAAACCCCCAUCCCAUAAUGCAGCAAGAGUUUGGCUUCUGGUUUAGCACACCGGGUCCAGUUAAGGCCUUGGCAAGAGGCUAGUGGUUCUCUUGGUUUGACACAGUGCUCUCCACUCCAUUGUGUGGACCUUCAUCGGCAGAAAAGUCAUGAAUGCAAAGACGUGAUGUACAGCUGAUUGAGCCCCAAUCUAGAAACCAGUGUAUGCAAUCGCUGACCAAACGCUAACUGCUAAUUUGAAGUAUCGGAGGUGAUCUCCAUGGUUAUCCCUAUCCUGACCCUUAACAAGCCCUAAAAAUGAGGAAAGAAAGUGAACUCGACAGUCACCACUCCAGCAGUAUGCUUGAAAGAAGAUUUUUGUACCGAUGUCAAAGAGCCAUAUACAUUCAAAGCUAACAACACCCAAAUGACUGCAGCGGGCAGCAACACUAAGAUAGAGUUUUCAAGAAGGGCAGCUUCUGCCAAAUUGCACCAGCUGUACUGUAAGUCUUCUAAGCCAUACUGUGUUUGUAAUGAUACCGGAAAUGAACAAUGUCUUUCAUAUUCCUUUCUCUUCCUAACAGCGGAAUAUUGUUGGUUGUGGAUUAUCAUCACGUAUUACUCAAUUUCUCUACCAACUGUACAGGCAAUAGUAUUUUUCAACUUCAGAAUAAGCUAGCUAAAUCUUAGUUUAUAAGAAAUGUUCUCAAGACUGAAAUAAUCGGAGGCAGAGAUUCACUGUGUACACGCACCACAAUGCACGUCCGAAGCAUGAACACGCCCGUGAUAUGUUAAUAUGACACCAUUUUAUACUGGACCUCUGUUGAAUGCCUUUUUCACAAAACACAUGCACAGACAUUUGGCACUCCAUCCUGUUUUGCAUCCUGGCGUUCAAGGGUUAACACCCAGAUAAACCGCAUUGCAACCUUUAUACAGGCAGACUUUAAGCAGAUUUGCCAGAAAUUCAUACAUCUGUUUCUUAAUUUCUCACUCAGUGAAGCCCUGUUUACUCCAGAAUAUGUCUCAUUGUUUUGUUUCUCCCAGUUAGUCGUGCUUGGUCUCUCCUCCUGUCAGUCUAUCUGUCUUCUAGUGUAUUUCUCAGGCUUUCUUUGGUCCUCAUAACACAUGCAAUUAUUAAGAUUCCGGGGUCUUACGUGCCCAUUUUUACAUGAUGGCAAAUGAAAACCAUUGCUCUUUUUUUCAUAGAGAAAAAUCAUAAAGUGAUGCCCUCAUAGAUUAAACGGAUACUUUGACAAUUUAGCAGGGUUAAACAAGUUGCCGGGGAUUGAUGAAGACCAAAUACAUUUCCACAAGUUGUUUUUGUCUUGACUAUAACUGUGCAUGUGAAGAGGCCACUCUUGUAUUUUGUUGUCAUGUUGCCUUUUGUAGAAAAUGAACAUGCUACGCAGAAGACCUACAGUAAGGGAAUGUUGAUAAGGAACUAGUAAAAAAAAAAUGCAUGGCUGAUACUUUGGA